ACAGUCGUCUAGGGAUAAGCAGGUUAAACAACCUCCUCCUUUUUUUGAAGUCGGUUAAAAAGUAUUAGUAGUACUAUUUAAAAAAAAUAUACAAACAUGUGGCAAUUGUAUUCAUUGUUUAUUAUAAUUGCGAGAGUAUCAUCAGACUCGUCACCACAGCUGGCGCAGUGGGGCUCGUCAAUAGACGCGCUGAUGCAGCGACUGCAGCGAGACUCCUGGGAGCGCGAGGAAGCGCCAUGCUUGCAGAGCACGCUCACACUCUUGCACAAUGUCAAGAACCACACGCUGUGGGCUUCUUGGAUUUGGAACGCCAAUUCCCUCAUCACAGGCAACAUGUACAGUUCACAUUCAAACUUCGGAAACUUCGACCAGUGCAUGAAGCCGCCGUGGCUUCACACCCAUCCUGAACUCAAGACCAAGUACUGUAUUGGAAAGAUGGCGAUACCAGGCGAGGUGAAGGACAAGCCUGAGUACGAUCCUUAUGGGUCUUCGGUGGAGUAUCUUAAUUCUCCAACGCUAUCAGGCUUACCAGUGAACGUAGUACUAUGGGGUCUAUGCGUGCCGGCGUCAUGCGGCGCUCGCGGCGCGGCGCGUCUCGCCUCGGCGUUGUGUGAUAUCAACGCGUGCGCUCCUGGUUCACCCGAGUUGGUAGUCGACCACUGCCAAACUGCUGGAGAUAAAAUGGAGUAUAGUGCUGGAUUUUAUGUGUUUAUAAUAUUAAUAGUAUCGUUGAUACUAAUAGCAGUAGCAUCUACUUACUAUAGAAGUCAUAUAGCCAAUGAUGAUCAACCACCAGAUAGUAUAGAAACAAUAAUAACAAAAUCGUUCUGUUUGAAGAAGAAUCGUGAUGACUUAUUGAAGGAGAAUAAGGAAGAGAUCAGCGUGAUGAAUGGCAUGAGGUUCCUCACAGCUGUGACUGUUAUAUCUGUACAUCAGAUGUUUUAUAUGGUCAUGCUGGGGAUAGCUAAUGGACAGGAUUAUGAUAAGAACCUCGAAGGAAUAGGAGGGAUAUUUCUUCACGUUGAUGUAAUCGUUGACACAUUCUUCGUCAUGUCUGGACUUCUCCAUAUCAAAGGUUUGAUGGCAAACCCCAAGAGACAGCAGAAUUUGUUCAGCGUUUUAUGGAAACGUUACGUGAGAUUAAUAGGACCCUUCGCACUAAUAAUCUUCUAUUUGAUAUCGGUGUCAAAGCACACUGGUUCUGGACCGGUCUGGAUUUGGGGCAACAAAUUAGAAGGAGACAUUUGUUCUGAGACUUGGAGAGGAAGCUUGCUGAUGCUCAACACUGAUCCUAAAUAUAUUUGCCACGCAGUAACCUGGUACGUACCAUGUGACUACCAGCUCGCGAUCUUGGGAACUCUUCUUUUCUACUUCUACAAGAAGGACAGAAGACUUGGUUUUACUGCCUUCGGAACCGCUGCAGUCUUGUCUCUGAUCAUACCAGCAGUUCUCACGUAUUUGUACCAACUGCCUGUCGUGCAUUUUACGGAUUUGGGCAAAUUGCUAAACCAAUUGCGAAAUUAUUGGGAGAUUAGUUACACCUACACCCCGAGCUACAGUCGCGCUGGAGCCUACCUCGUCGGCGUCGCCAUGGGAUACCUCAUGACUCUGUACAAACCUGAUGAUUAUAGGAAGUCUGUAUCUCUGACACUAUCCAUACUUGGAACUACACUAGCCCUGGUUACAAUGGUGCUUGUAAUGUUUCUCGGCCAGUAUUACUUGUACCGGGAGUAUGCACCAAUAGAAGCUGCAUUUGUAGCUGCUACCAAUAGGAUCGUGUGGGCUGUAGCUAUAUGCUGCAUUAUAGCGUUCUGCGAGUAUGGGACUGUUCCUAUAGUGUCUGACAUACUAAGCGUACCUCUGUUCACGCCGCUCAGCCGACUCUCAUACGGUAUCUACAUGAUACACCCUCUCAUCAUACAGCGGAAGACUUUCACGCAGAGGGCGCCUAUCACGUAUGAUUUGUUUUCAGUGAUAUUCGACACUACAGCUACCUUAGUGAUGUCAAUUAGCCUAAGCUUCGCCAUGUGGCUCCUCAUUGAAGCGCCGCUGAUCAACAUGAGUAAUCAUUUUCUCUUUAACAAGUCAAAAAGUAUUCAGACCAACAAAGAGUCAGAUAAAAAUGGUCACAUCUCUCAACAAAAUGGGACAGCGAAGUCAAAAACGUCGUGAAAAUCGACUUUAUAUUUACCAUCCAAAGAUAAAGAUAAAAAUAAUGACGCCUUAUAAUAGAAGUGCUA
Molecule: messenger RNA, 2240 nt
Organism: Helicoverpa armigera (cotton bollworm)
Lineage: Eukaryota; Metazoa; Arthropoda; Insecta; Lepidoptera; Noctuidae
Product: nose resistant to fluoxetine protein 6
Exons: 14
Coding region: 97-2172 (691 amino acids)
Molecular function (GO): acyltransferase activity, transferring groups other than amino-acyl groups
Source: RefSeq, a predicted model, not a curated record